CACCCGGAGCGAGGCGCGCGCUCCACCCUGCCACCUUUGCUGGGCCUGGGGGGCGGGAGGCGCAGGUAUCAGACGAAGCCAUCCUGCAAUCCUGAGCCGAAGUCAAGUAGCCUAGCCAAUCAGCGUGCGGGCAGUUCUCUUUAGUUCUCAGUUGUGAGUUCUUUUCAGUUCGCAGGAGAUAAAGGCGGGGCAAGGUUUGGGCACGGCCGAUGAUUGGGCAAAAUGAGAACCUUUAAGCCUAUCGAAGAGCACCACGUGGGCGGGACUACAGAAACCCGGGCCCUUACCGCAGCAGGCCGGGAGUCUUCCAGGCCCGCGGGGAUCUGCGGCCGCCCUCUAGGGGCGGGCAGAGGCGGAGUUCCGCGCUGCAGUAUGCAAUCCGUACGGUCUGCGUUCUGGGCCAGCCAUCUGGCCCUGUCCGUCAUGCUGGAGGUCGCCCUCAACCAGGUGGAUGUGUGGGGCGCGCAGGCCGGUCUGGUAGUGGCUGGGUACUAUCAUGCCAAUGCAGCCCUGGACGACCAGAGUGCCUGGACCCUGGCCUCGAAAAUUGCUGGGCGGAUUGCAGAAUUCUUCCCUGGUGCAGUCCUUAUUAUGUUGGAUAAUCAGAAACUGGUGUCUCAGCCUCAUGUGCCCCCCGUCAUCGUCCUAGAAAACCAUGGUCUCCGCUGGGUCCCCAAGGACAAGAACUUGGGGGGUGGUUAUGAUUUCAGAGUGAUGUGGAGGGACUGGGAAGAGUCACGGCAGAUGGUGGGAGCACUACUAGAGGGCCGGGCCCACCAGCACCUUGUGGACUUUGACUGCCACCUUGAUGACAUCCGGCAGGACUGGACCAACCAGCAGCUAAACACCCAAAUCACCCAGUGGGUGGGUCCCACCAAUGGAAAGACCUGAGCCAGAGCUGGGGGCAUGGUAGGAGGGGAAGGGUCAGGAUCCAAUAAAAAUACUUGAAUGAAA
Molecule: messenger RNA, 954 nt
Organism: Mustela erminea (ermine)
Lineage: Eukaryota; Metazoa; Chordata; Mammalia; Carnivora; Mustelidae
Gene: EMC9
Product: ER membrane protein complex subunit 9
Exons: 6
Coding region: 223-891 (222 amino acids)
Cellular component (GO): EMC complex
Source: RefSeq, a predicted model, not a curated record